AUGUCCAAGAAAUUGCUCGCAGGUUUGGUCGUCGUGGGCGGCGGCGUGUGGUACUACGACCAGAACAUCCACCCCAUCUUCUCCAAUGACGAGAAGUUGAAGCACCAGGUCACUCAGGCCAAGAAGGAUGCUACUCCAAACGAAGACACCAACAGGGAGCUCCGCAAGCUAGACAACAAGGCGCGUGACUUUGGUUCCCAAUUGAAGCAGACCGCUUCCAAGUCCACUGAGGAUGUCCGCCACAAGGCCGACUCCACCCUCGACUCGGUCAAGGACCUGGACUUGUACAAGAAGUGGUCCAAGAAGUUGGAUCUGUACGGCGACGACGUGAAGCUUGCUUCCGAGGAGAUUGAGAAGAAGCCUGUUGGUCACCGUGUAGCUGCCAAGUACAUUGACUGGGUCAACUCGUUGGGCCAGACUGAGGACGAGAAGUUGAAGGAAUUGGCCAGCUCCAACCCUCGCAGACAGCACGAGAUUCGGGACGAAUUGAACCGCUCCAACCAGACGUGGGGCGAGUGGUGGUCCGGCAAGAAGGACAAGCUCGACGACAAGGCUGAACAGGCCAAGAAGGACGCUGAGCAGAAGAAGGACCUGUGGUUCAACUGGGGCCAGGAGAAGAAGGACGAGGCCCGUGAUAAGGCUGAGCAAGCUAAGAAAGAUGCUGAAAACAAGAAGGACUCCUGGUUGAACUGGGGCCAGGACAAGACGGAUGAGGCUCGCAACAAGGCCGAGCAGGCUAAGAAGGACGCCGAGAACAAGAAAGACUCUUGGUUGAACUGGGGUCUGGACAAGAAGGACGAGGUGGAGAAGGACGCUAAGGACGCCAAAAAGGACCUCAACCUGACCUGGGACAAGCAGAGCAAGGAGUGGUCUGAGAGCCUCGAAGCUGGAAAGCAGAGAGCCUUGGACGAGUACUACCGUGCUAAGAAGAACGUCGAAGACUUGACCAAGAAGGCCAGCGAGAAGACCUCCAGCGCCCUCGGUAACGACAACAAGAGCCCUGAGGUGAACCCUGACGACCGUUACUUGACCAAGGCCAAGGACGACCUCCAGAACGCUUUCAACAACUUGAGCAAGUACGGUGGUGACUUGGUCGACCAGGCCGACAAGGCCAUCCGUGGCGGCAAAUAA
Candidozyma duobushaemuli is the source of this 1131-nucleotide messenger RNA. RefSeq names its product Csp37p (gene CSP37). Bases 1 to 1131 code for a protein of 376 amino acids. The transcript has a single exon. The record is from RefSeq and is a predicted model, not a curated record. Lineage: Eukaryota; Fungi; Ascomycota; Pichiomycetes; Serinales; Metschnikowiaceae.